Molecule: messenger RNA, 790 nt
Organism: Branchiostoma belcheri (Belcher's lancelet)
Lineage: Eukaryota; Metazoa; Chordata; Leptocardii; Amphioxiformes; Branchiostomatidae
Product: neurocalcin homolog
Exons: 2
Coding region: 13-570 (185 amino acids)
Molecular function (GO): calcium ion binding
Source: RefSeq, a predicted model, not a curated record
UCCAUCAGUCAGAUGUUCACGCAGCUCGAGGAAAUCACCUACUUCAACAGGAGCGAGAUUAAGAAGUGGUACAAGCUGUUCUUGAAGGACUGUCCGGACGGACACCUGAAGGAGGAGCGCUUCGUGGCGUUUUACACCGGGUCCUUCCAGUCAGGAGAUCUGGAGAGGAAGGAGUGUUUGGCCAAGCAGAUCUUUCGAACGUUCGACCGGGACGGCAGUGGGACCGUGGACUUCAAGGAGUUUAUGUGCGGCAUGAGCGCGCUGCUGCGGGGCACGACUCCGGAGCGCCUGAAGUGGGCGUUCAACAUGUAUGACCUCGACGGGAACGGAGAAAUCAGCAUGCAGGAGCUAUUACAUGUACUAAAGUUGAUGUACGAGCUGCGGAGCCCUGAUGCCACCUUAGAGGAGUUAGAGCUGGCCGAGACGGACUUACGGAAGGUGGCGGACAAGAUCUUCCAGGAGCUGGAUGAAGACGGGGACGGGAACCUUCAGUGCAGGGAAUUUGUAGACGGUCUGACGCGGAUGCCCUAUCUCUUUAGGAUGGCUGACGGACGGCCUAUCAUGCAGUGACAGAGCCCGGGGGCGGAACACAUAACAGCUCAUAACCCCUGGGUAUACCUUUCAAGUCUGUUACUUUGCUAAGCUCAGAGGAUAGGGGCUGUCGGGAAUUGUUAUUCUGAAGAUAAAACAUAUACGUGCUAUUAGCGUACACGUUGACGUCGCAGACGAAUGUACGAAAAUAUGGUGUUGGGACUCAUCCCAUUAUAUAUAUUAACUGCCGUUUGAAAUU